AUGAAGAAGUAUAAGCUUCGUCGAGUGAUUGGAGAAGGAGCGUCAAGUACAGUGUAUGGUGGAAUAUCUGAAACUGGGGAGGAGGUGGCAGUGAAGGUGGCUCCACGACGAGGGAAAGCAGCUGGAAUGGCGUACAGAGAGAUUAGGAUGCUAGAUUGUGUCCGACAUGAGAACAUUGUUAAGGUUAUUGAUAGGUUUGAAUCUGAAAAUCACGUAUGCAUAGUUGAGGAGUUAUGCGAUUUGAAUCUUGUCUCGUUUCUUAAUGAAUAUGAGAUUGAUGAGAAUGUGGCUCUGAAGAUAUUGAGAAUGAUACUGUGUGGUCUACGACACAUACAUUCCAUAGGAAUCAUACACAGGGAUCUGAAGCUGGGAAACAUACUUCUGAAGGAAAACACAGUGAAAAUCUGUGACUUUGGGCUUUCGUGCUAUGUAGAAGAAAAUAGCCAUGAAUUUUGUGGAACAAUGGAUUACCUUGCGCCUGAAGUGAUUGAUGGAAAGGAGUACACUCAGAAUAUUGACAUAUGGUCUGCAGGCAUUAUAUUCUAUGUCCUGCUUACGAAGAAGAAGUUUUACGAAUCUCUGGACUCUUUGAAGUGUUCUGAAGAGCUUCGAGACCUUCUUGAGAAAUUACUUGAGAGGGAUGAAACCAAGAGAAUUAGUGCAAGUGAGGCAUUGAUGCACAGGAGUUUUAGUAGAUUCAUACCUAAAUGUGAGGAUUUUAGGUGCCUCCCCUCGUUUGAGAAGAGCACUAGGUAUGGAACAAUAAAGAAAGUCAAAGAUUCGAUUGAACUAGGAAAUGCCAGAAUAGUGGCCAAAAGAAAUGAAGGUAGGGAUGGGAUAAGAAAGCAUUCCGAGACUAGAUGUCAAUGUGGAGAGAUAUUUGUAUAUUCUGUAUUUAUUGGGUCUUUGGAGGUUGAGCCUGCGUUUAUUACAAAUGGAGACCUGAAGACUUUAAGCUUGCUUACUGCACAUAUAAGAAUGAUAAAGGACAGAACGCCCAAGAUAAUAAUAGAGAGUGAUGGGGAUAAGUUUUACCACAUGUUUUCCGGGGGGUUUGUAUAUACUACAGGAAAGCUUACUUUGAGGACGAAAGGCAAGGGAUAUGAAAUGAGUUCAGAGGGUAGGGAGAAAAUGUAUUCUGAAGGGAUUCCUGGCUUCCUGUGCGAAGUUAUCACAGGACUGAGGGCUAGGUGUGAAGCAAUUGACAAGGGGGUAUGCUGGUUUUCGAGGGACUCACCCAUAUUAGUGGACUGUUCCUCACACCAACAAUUCUCGAUGUCAUGUGUAUCGCAAGUGAGUGAGAUGAGUAUAAGGGCUAGGACAUUUUACGACUACAUUGAGAAUAUUGGAUGGUGCAUUAGGGAUGGGCUCAAUCUUCUGUUUCUGAUGAACGACGGAGAAAGAUUUGAGGUUCUGUGCGAAGAUUUGGUUGUUAGGUACAAGGGGAAUGUGUUUCUUAUUGACAACAGGCUUCCGAUGAAACUCAAACAUGGUUUGAAAAGUAUUUCUCCUUUCUUGAGAAGCAUUCGUGAUGGUUUUACAUAG
This is a messenger RNA of Encephalitozoon romaleae SJ-2008, 1545 nucleotides long. Its product is annotated as Spk1-like Ser/Thr protein kinase. Bases 1 to 1545 code for a protein of 514 amino acids. The transcript has a single exon. Lineage: Eukaryota; Fungi; Microsporidia; Unikaryonidae. The record is from RefSeq and is a predicted model, not a curated record. Gene Ontology annotation, molecular function: protein serine/threonine kinase activity; ATP binding. Gene Ontology annotation, biological process: mitotic DNA damage checkpoint signaling; protein phosphorylation. Gene Ontology annotation, cellular component: cytoplasm; nucleus.